AUGCCUGAUAUCUCAACACCAGCCGCCACCUCACCUCUAGACGACGCCAGCCCCAACCGUGCGAAUACGCUCCGCCUGACCCUACCGGCUGGUGCACAGAACCAUUACCGUCAGCUAAGUCCUCCGUCAGUGGUGGAAGGUAUCCUGUCUUUCCCAGGGGCCGACGACACUGGUGAAAUGGACGGUGUCAGUAUCACUCAGUCGUCAUUAGAGAAGUUAUUGAACAUUUCGGAGGGUACGACUCCUGCCUUGCCUUCAGAGUCACUUAAUAAGUCUAAUUUACUCCACGAACCUCAUGACACUGCUGAAGAACAUCUUGAAGAUAUAUUACAUCAGCCUUCAGAGAGCGAAAACUCUUUUGAUGUGAGAAGAAAAGUGUAUCUGCAAGGCUCAAACUCCUUGAAUGCUCUUGGACUUCUUAAUAGUUAUAUGUUCCAGGGGAAUGUUUCUCGGCGACUUGGAGAACGUCUUGGUAUCAGAGACAAUGGUCUCUCACCCACCUCAGCUCAGGUCCUCCCAUCCCAACCUGGCGGGUUAGUUUCCACAGGGAGGCAAGAUUUGAGCCUUCGUCCAGCAUCACCCCGGCUUGAUCCGGUGGGCGAUGGUACCAAGUCGGAGAUAUCAAGACACAUCACAUUUUCCGAAGUAAAUGUCACUUCUUCAACAUAUGCCGGACCGGCACAGACUCCUAGACCUCUCUAUCCUGCCUUCCAUUCCGGUCGUCCUACAGCCACUACGUUAGCACCAACUACGAUACAACAUAAUCCUCCCAUUCUGCAGCGGCCCUCAGUGUCACAUGAUCAAGAUGCUUCACAGCAGAUUGUUUUCCCCAAUAUUGAUUCCCAACAGCAAAAGUCUCAUCAACAAACUCAGUUUGAAUUGCUUAUUCAAACGAAAACUAAUCCAAACCCGCCACUCAGCCUCAAACAUACAACAGAUAAACUUAACCCAAAGACUGAAAACAAGCAACAGAUUCAAAUUGAGUCGUCCAGUGUCCCUGGUGGGAGAUUGUAUCAGGAGGACGUUGUUAGACAAGUCUCCCACGACCCGCGUCGACGAUUCCCACGACCUCCUUCUGUGUAUUCCUCUACUGCUUCAGGUGCACUGCGUCCGUCCCCAGACACUUCCACUGCUUCAGGUGCACUGCGUCCGUCCCCAGACACUUCCACUGCUUCAGGUGCACUGCGUCCGUCCCCAGACACUUCCACUGCUUCAGGUGCACUGCGUCCGUCCCCAGACACUUCCACUGCUUCAGGGCUCAGGACUGUUCCAGGCCGGCACGGUCUCCUAGGACUCAACAGGACACUUCAUACUCCUGCACCAUCUACUUCUGACUCAUUCUCUUUUUCCUCAUCCCUUCCUGCCACGUCCUCUCCUGCCUCACCCACCCCUGCCUCAUUCAGUUCUGCCUCACCCACCCCUGCCUCAUUCAGUUCUGCCUCACCCACCCCUGCCUCAUUCAGUUCUGCCUCACCCACCCCUGCCUCAUUCAGUUCUGCCUCACCCACCCCUGCCUCAUUCAGUUCUGCCUCACCCACCCCUGACUCAUCCCCUCCUAAAAAUAAUGGCGAGGAGAAGGCUUCCUUGCAACUCUCACACACAUCAAGCCACCAUGAUGUUGUCAGCCACUCACUAAUACAGCAUUCCUCUCCGUCGCCAAUGCAAGCUCUUGCAGUUGGCCAAGUGACUCCAUAUAAGAGUACAACUCGUGCAGCCACUACAGCGACUCCGUCAGUAGCAGUGCCAGCCCCUACACUGUCCCCACCUGCUGACUACACUCUGUCAGCAGCAGUGCCAGCCCCUACACUGUCCCCACCUGCUGACUACACUCCGUCAGCAGCAGUGCCAGCCCCUUCAUUGUCACCACCUGCUGACUACACUCCGUCAGCAGCAGUGCCAGCCCCUACAUUGUCACCACCUUCUGACUACACUCCGUCAGCAGCAUUGCCAGCCCCUACACUGUCCCCACCUGCUGAAUACACUCUGUCAGCAGCAGUGCCAGCCCCUACACUGUCCCCACCUGCUGACUACACUCUGUCAGCAGCAGUGCCAGCCCCUACACUGUCACCACCUGCUGACUACACUCCGUCAGCAGCAGUGCCAGCCCCUACACUGUCACCACCUGCUGACUACACUCCUGUCCCCUCCCAAGUUACUGUCAUUCAGCAAGGUGUCUUCAAGAGACAAGUCUUUGUUAGCAGCGAAAACGUCGCGGUUACCAGCUGA
Molecule: messenger RNA, 2226 nt
Organism: Procambarus clarkii (red swamp crayfish)
Lineage: Eukaryota; Metazoa; Arthropoda; Malacostraca; Decapoda; Cambaridae
Product: mucin-4-like
Source: RefSeq, a predicted model, not a curated record